AUCUGAUCCUGAAAUCAAUGACCACAUCAAAUGCUUCAAAGUGUUCAUAGAAGAGAACAGGAAUAUGUUUGAUUUGGAGAAAAUUGACCAAACUCGGAGCAUCCCUUUGGAUAUUCAAAGUUUACUGAAUGAUAAACAAUUCAUCAGCGGGUGGUCAACAUUUAAUUCCGAUCUAUCUGAGAAGCCUGAUGUUACUUUGCCUCUACUGGAAUACUGUCUACAUGAGGCACUCAAGUGUGAAACAAAGAUAAAAGUAAGAAUUCUAAACCACCAGCCUAUUGUACCUAUUGCCAAUUUGAAGGUCAACUACUUUGGCAAGCUGGUCACCAUUAAAGGGACAGUCAUAAGGGUCGGCAGCGUGGGGUUGACAUGUACUAGCAUGGCGUUUGAAUGCUCCAGUUGUCAUGCUGUGCAAGCUGUCGUUCAGCCACAGGGAGUAUUCACAGCGCCCAGUUUUUGCCAGAGUUGUAGAAGUGGUACAAAAUUUGACCCACUGCAGUCAUCACCUUUCACCAUCACUACGGAUUGGCAGGUGGCAAAAAUUCAGGAAAUACAAUCACAGAUUGCUUCAGGAACCAUUCCGAGAAGUGUGGAGAUAGAAUUGAAAGGAGACCUUGUUGGUACUGCGUGUCCUGGCGAUGUGCUCUCAGUAACUGGGAUAGUGCAAGUUCGAGGUGAAAGCAAAGGUGGCGAAGACAAGAGAGCUGCUCGGCUCCUGCAACUAUACAUAGAAGCAGUAUCCAUACACAGUCAGAGGAACCUUAGCAAUCCGACACUCUCUUUCACAUUGAAAGACUAUUAUGCUAUUCAGGAAAUCCACGCAUCAGAAAACGUAUUCCGCCUCCUAGUCCACUCUCUAUGCCCUGCCAUAUUCGGGCACGAAGCAGUAAAAGCGGGCCUCAUCCUCGGGCUCAUGGGGGGCACGGAGCUGGAGGACGGGCCGCGGGCCAACCCCCACGUGCUGGUAGUCGGGGACCCUGGCUUGGGGAAGUCGCAAUUACUACAGGCAGCUGCUCAUGCUGCCCCAAGAGGUGUCUACGUAUGUGGUGCUUCUGCCUCCGCGGGCGGUUUGACCGUGGCCUUAGGACGGGAAGCGGGAGGCGACUUCGCUUUGGAAGCCGGGGCUUUAGUGCUAGCGGAUAAAGGAGUUUGCUGUGUCGAUGAACUGGAUAAGAUGUCGGCACACCACAGCAGUCUUUUAGAAGCCAUGGAGCAAAGACGCGUCAGCGUGGCCAAGGGAGGCGUCGUGUGCAGCCUGGCCGCGCGCGCCACCGUACUCGCCGCCGCCAACCCCAACGGCGGCAGCUACAACAAGGCCAAGACUGUUGCUGAAAAUUUGAAGCUUAAUUCUGCUCUGUUGUCAAGAUUCGACCUUGUGUUUAUACUGCUGGAUCAACCUGAUGAGAAAAUUGAUGCCAUGCUGUCAGAACACGUACUAGCAAUGCAUUCUGGGCAUAAACGACAAAAUUCCACGAAGAAUGUUCUAAAUACGACCAUCAAUACCAGUCAAAGUGACAAUGAUGCCUCUCUAAGCAAGCGGUUACGUCUAAGGCCUGGCGAAGUAAUUGACACGCUGCCUCUCGUCCUACUUCGCAAGUACAUCGCCUACGCGCGAAGAUACGUCCAUCCGAAGCUAAGCAACGAUGCAGCAAACGUACUGCAGGAGUUCUAUUUGGAGUUGCGUCACAACCACCAAGACGACGGCACGCCUAUCACUACCCGGCAGCUUGAAGCCUGCAUUAGGUUGACGCAGGCGCGAGCUAGGGCAGGCUUAAGAGAAGAAGCUACGGUCCAAGAUGCCAAUGACGUCAUCAGCUUAUUGAAACACAGUCUUAUAGACACGUUCAGUGACGAGUUUGGAAAUAUACAACUAUCUCGCUCAAUAAAUGGAUCGGGUGUCAGCUCUAGAAAUAAAUUGAAGAAAUUUCUGGAUGCGUUGACAAGGCGGGCGCACCAGUUAGGCAAAGACGUGUUCACUCGGCAGGAAAUGAUACAAGUGCACCGGGCGGCUGGGGUCGCAGGGGACCCAAACGAUCUCAUAGAGGCUAUGCAUACGCACUCCUAUUUAUUACUUAAGGGCUCUAACUUAUAUCAGUUGAUUUCAUUCUAA
This is a messenger RNA of Cydia splendana, 2110 nucleotides long. RefSeq names its product DNA helicase MCM8-like. Bases 65 to 2110 code for a protein of 681 amino acids. The record is from RefSeq and is a predicted model, not a curated record. The transcript is spliced from 14 exons. Gene Ontology annotation, biological process: DNA replication. NCBI's taxonomy places the organism in Eukaryota, Metazoa, Arthropoda, Insecta, Lepidoptera, Tortricidae. Gene Ontology annotation, molecular function: single-stranded DNA binding; single-stranded DNA helicase activity; ATP hydrolysis activity. Gene Ontology annotation, cellular component: nucleus; MCM complex.